CGACGCAAGGGAAGGACGCAGAAGUUCAUCAAAAUCAUGGGGAUACUACGGCUCCUCAGGGCAGCAAGCCUGGCAUGUCUCUUGCUAAACAGCCCGGCGUUUGGCGACAGAGGCGACAACAACCUAACAGAUGGUCAUUUUCGCCUGUUGCAGCUCGUCAACCCCCAGGUGCCCAAGCAACCGGCUAUAAACACCGACUUCCCCGAUCCUGCAAUAUUCCAGGAUAAGGACAAGAAGUGGUACGCUUUUGCAACAAGCGGCAACAACAAACACAUACAAGUGGCCACAGCGAUAGACCCAAUGGGCAGCUGGACCAUGAUCGACAAGGAGCCACUGCCUCGCGCUGGCAACUGGACCACGGGCGGGAAGAACACCUGGGCACCGGAUGUCAGGAUAGUCGGCAACGGGACCUACGUAAUGUACUACUCAGGCGAACUGGCCAAGGACCCAAGGUUCCACUGCCUGGGAGCAGCUACCAGCAGUUCAAUACUGGGGCCAUACAACCCGAUAGACGAGCCGUUGGCCUGUCACCUCGACAGCGGCGGCGUCAUAGACCCGUCGGGGUUCCUAGACACAGCGACGGGCAAACGGUACGUCGUCUACAAGAUCGACGGCAACUCCAUCGGACACGGCGGCGAGUGCAACAACGCAGUAAAGCCGCUGGUCUCGACGCCCAUCAUGCUGCAGGAGGUCGGGCCCGACGGCGUCACCAAGAUCGGGGGCCCGGUCAAGAUCCUGGACCGCGAAGAUCGUGACGGUCCGCUGGUCGAGGCGCCGAAUUUGGUGAGGGCGAAAGACGGGUCAUACGCCAUCCUCUUCAGCAGCCAUUGCUUCAGCACGACGUUGUAUAACGUCAACUACGCCGUCGCGACCGACGUCAAGGGUCCGUAUAAGAGGCCGGCGUCGCCGCUGGUGCAGACGGGUGACUUCAACCUGACAUCGCCGGGAGGGGCAACCGCCGACGCGGACGCUGGUGUGGUAGCUUUUCAUGCGAGGUGUCCACAGGGGAGGCAGGGGAGGUGUAUGUUUGUCGGCGAGUUUGGGGUUAUAGGAAAAGACGUCAUUAUUAACGGAAGUUGA
Molecule: messenger RNA, 1080 nt
Organism: Pyricularia oryzae 70-15
Lineage: Eukaryota; Fungi; Ascomycota; Sordariomycetes; Magnaporthales; Pyriculariaceae
Product: glycosyl hydrolase family 43 protein
Exons: 1
Coding region: 37-1080 (347 amino acids)
Biological process (GO): carbohydrate metabolic process
Molecular function (GO): hydrolase activity, hydrolyzing O-glycosyl compounds
Source: RefSeq, a predicted model, not a curated record